This is a messenger RNA of Adineta ricciae, 2457 nucleotides long. NCBI's taxonomy places the organism in Eukaryota, Metazoa, Rotifera, Eurotatoria, Adinetida, Adinetidae. The record is from the annotation of a GenBank genome assembly.
AUGACUCUACGAGAUAGUGAAGAAUCACGAGUGACAAUCUUCGAUAAUCCAAAACGAAGUUGUACUGAUUGGCCAUGUUUAUUAAUCUUCAUAGCAUUUCUCAUUCUUUAUAUUCUCUUUGCUGCAUUUGUAUUUCGCGAAGGUUCGAUACGUCGUUUUAUCACUCCAACAGAUAGUCAAGGUCGAAUGUGUGGAGUCGGUUCUCAACGCGAUCGACCGUAUUUACAAUUUUUCAAUAUUAUCAAAUGUAUCAAAUACAUCCUAAUCGGUGCUCGAUGUCCCACACCGCAGAUGUGCGUCGAGAAAUGUCCAUCGACAUUUUAUCAUUAUAAACUGCUGUACGCUCAGGAAUUGAAACUGAUUCUGAAUAAUAGAGAUAAAAUUCCACAAAUCCGUGCACAACUUUCCUGUGAAAAAUUUGCUCAAUCUCAAGUGAAAAAUCCUACGAUAUCUAUAUAUGAACUUGUCAAACAACGUCAAGUCUGUGCACCAUAUGCAUUUCCAUCAGAACCCUUGUAUGGUCGAUGUAUUCCAUCGAUUAUUGUUCAAACAUUAAAUUCAACUAUCAAGCAAGCAAAUGACAUUAUUCAAAAUCAAGGAGGCAAUACUACCGAUGAUGAUAUCAUUCCGAGCAAACAUGCAUUGCAAACAAGUUUAGAAUAUUUUAAAAAAGCUUUACAGAUCAAACGUCUUCUCUCGUUUAUGUUCGAAGAUUUAAUUCAAAGUCGUUACAUUCUUCUCUUAUCGUUACUCUUCGCUAUGAUUAUACUUGUGGUCUACAUGUUGUUACUGCGUUAUUUAGCACGAUGGAUGAUUUGGGUGUCCAUAUUCCUAUGUAUUGUAGUAUUCGCACUGGCAGCGACUUUCUGUUUCAUGACUCGAGCACGAAUGACGAAAUAUUCGGCGAACAAUAAUAACAAUUCUUUUGUUGAUCUGGAGGAAAUGAACAUAACAUUCAACGCAAAUGAAUUCAAUGAUAAUUCUUCGAACACGAUUAUUAACACAGAUGAAACUACGAAGAAAGCAUCGUCGAUAGAAAAGUUCGAUACGGCGAUGAUUCUCUUGGAACAAUUUGCUCCGAUGAGUGUUGUUUGGUUAGUAUUGGGUAUUAUUUGUUGUAUACUAUGUGCAAUAAUGAUGGUUUGUACAUGUUGUUUAUGGGAACGAAUUAGUUUAGCUGCAGCUUUAAUUGAAGAAGCAAGCAAAGCUAUUUGCUAUGCAUUGACCACACUUCUUUGGCCGAUUAUAACGUUUUUUCUCAACAUUGGUUUUAUAAUAUUAGGUAUUCUAGUUCUUGCUCAUUAUUCUACUCUAGGUCGACCUAUAUAUCAAAUAAGCUGUACACAAGAUUAUGGGCAAUCGUGUCAGCAGAAAUCACCACUUCGUUAUCUUAUUUCCAAUGAAACAAACUAUUUUCCGUUUCGCUCAAUUCCAAACUCAUGUGUGGAUUAUCGUGAAGGUGAUAGUUGUACACCAGAUGACUUCGCUCAGUUAAAUUGUUCAGUUGAUCGUAUUCGUUGUGUGUAUGUCUCUUACGGUUUCACCGAUGAAACAUUUACGGCUUAUAUGGAUUCAGUAUGGAGUCAUCGUUUAGCACAAUUUCUUAGUCAACAUCCAUGGAUUGUUAAUAUCUUUAGCGUAUUUAUUAUCUAUUGGCUUUUGGCAUUCAUUGUUGCAUUAGAAGAGAUGAUUUUAGCAUGUACAUUUGCUUCUUAUUAUUGGGAUAUGGAUAGACGAGAGAAAAAAUGUUGUAAUGGUUAUUUUCACGAAUGUCUAUGUUUGCAAGGUGUGUCAACGACAUUUCGUUAUCAUUUGGGUACGAUUGCAUUUGGUAGUUCGAUCAUUGCGAUUAUUGAUACUUUACGAACGUUAAUUGACCUGGUGAAAGAUCGAUUAGAAUCUGUGAAUUUGAGUAAUUAUGGUCAAUGUUGUUUUCAAUUGAUCAACGGUUUGCUAAAUUGUGUUCGAUGCUGCUUUCAAUUCUUUUCUCGAUAUACAUAUAUCAUGACUGCCGUUAGUAGCAAAUGGUUUUGUCCGUCAGCAAUGACUGCGACGACCUUACUAAUUGAAAACUGUCUCCGUGUCUUCGUACUCGACCGAGUUUGUACCAUUCUCUUGUACAUCGGACGAAUAACCGUCACAAUCGGUUCGUGUGUUUUUGCUGCUUACAUUUUAUACAAAAUGGAUUCCGACAUUCAUCUUCAUUUUUCAUGGUUUCCUGUACUUGUCAUCGGCAUUUGUGUUUAUAUAAGUUCAGCGAUCUUCCUCCACGUUUAUGCAACUGCAACAUCAACUUUGUUCUUCUGUGUACUUUAUGAUUUAGAAUUACAUGAUGAUUUACAAAUGGGAUCACCACGUUUGAAAAGCAUUCUGAACAAGUCGAAUGAUUUUCGACAGAAGAAAUCUAAACUAAUUCCAGAUCAGUCGAUUAAUGAGAACAGCCAGUCGAAAUUUUAA